Molecule: messenger RNA, 1934 nt
Organism: Pelobates fuscus (common spadefoot toad)
Lineage: Eukaryota; Metazoa; Chordata; Amphibia; Anura; Pelobatidae
Product: repetitive organellar protein-like
Exons: 9
Coding region: 306-1934 (542 amino acids)
Source: RefSeq, a predicted model, not a curated record
UUCGUUGUUUUUAUAUGGACAGCAUCCUUCUAUAACAGACACCUCUACCUGUUUUUAUAGAAGUUGUCAGUUACGUAGGAGGUGCUUCAGUAUCCCUGUCUUACAGAACAUCCAGAGCUUCACUAAGGAUCAGCCUGCAGACCUCUUAUGAUUGGAAUUUAUCAUAUUAAUUAACAUUUCCCUUCUUAGAAGACACGUCUCCAAGUAGUUCUUUUCCAGUUCUUGCUGACGUCAUCCAUUUUAUAGAUCGCCAUUGGCACUAACGAAUAAUUAGGGCCCAGAACAUUUGGAAUCCACACUUGACAAUGGAAAACAAUCCAGGAUUGAGCAGGACUAAUGAGAACCCUGAUGUAACUCAGCGAAAAUCUGGAUUUACAGAUUCAAAUUGGCUGCACAACUCUGGAUAUGACCAAUCAAUCAACUCAGAUCGUACUUGGUAUCCUGAGAUCACUAAUAUUGAAUACCAUUUAGGUGAUCUGCAUGGAAUCGAUGAAAUACCUAGAGAAGAAAAUAAAGUGAAUGCCCUAACAUAUUAUAAAUAUGGAAUAGGAGGUUCCGUUGAAAGCAUAUUUUCUCAGACCUCUGGUCAGACUAGUGAAUGGCCAAUGUUGAGGCCGAGCAAGUCUCAAGAUGCACUUAGUUUUACACACCAGGGCUGUGCAGAUAAUAAGCCUAAUGAGUCCAAAUGUCCAGAUAUUGUUGAUGAUGUAGUGGGAGAUGAACUUAUCUUACCUUAUCAAAACCAGAACAUAACAGCCUGUAGAUCCAAACAUUUAGCAACACAUCCUUCACCACCCUUCACACAAUUUCACACUACUUUAGCAGCUGAAAGGAAGUCAAAUCCCAAAUUCAUAGCAGAAAAUAUUUCCAAAGAUAAGGAGACACAAGACUGUGAAAGUCAAACAGUCCUCCAACCAGUACAAAGAGUAGGGCAGGAACCCAACGCAAUUGAAAAAGAAACAUCGUCUUCCUCAUUUACCAGGAUGAAAGAGAAAAACUUCACAGUUUUGAAAUCAGCUUCUGCACAGCCAAAGAAAAUACAUUUUAUACAUUCUUCUGAAGAAUUGGAUUCAAGUAAUUUGCAGGCCAUAGAACCCAAUACAUCACAGGAUAUCUUUGUGUCACUGCUGAAAUCCAUUCUCACAGAAAAGGAAGUUAAAAUAAAUGAUCUUGACGAAGAACUCAAGAGAGUAGAAACUGAGAAUCUACAAUUGCUGGAAGAAAAGGAUCUACUUCUCUCUGAAAUCGAAACACUUAGAAGAGAAUUUGAGGUAAUGACAUUUGACAAAGAGAGAAAAAAAGAGGAUGUAUUGAAUUUAUUUGACCCUAACUCUCCUGCAGUACUUCAACAACAAAUAGUCAAUCUCAAAAACCAGAUUAGUGACCUACAAGAAGCCAAUGAAAGUGUAGUUUUGGAACUAGCCAAAGCUGACGAGGAAAUUUCACAACAAAAGAAGGACAUGGCAAUGCUUAAAGACGAAUACAACCAGAAAUUAGAAGAUUCGCAAGAAGAAAUAAAACUGCUUACUGAAAAGCUCAGUCACAUGCCAAGCAGGUUCAUUGAAAGAAAGAAUUACGAAGAGGACCUACACAAGGAAAUCUCCCAAUUGAGGGGCGAGUGCAGAAGAUUGAGAAUCCACAAUCACCAGCUUAGUGAGCAAAAUCACCAUCUGCAGGAAGAGCUGCGGGAUGUUAAAAGGCAAUAUGAAUGUCUAAUAAAAAGUAAAACAUGCUCUUCAACUGCAGAAGAUGAAGUAGAAACAGAACGGCUAAAGAAUGAAUCUUUUACAAAAUAUUUCUACUCAAGUAACUGGAAUCCCGAAGAGGACAGUCUUUAUAGGAAUGAUGCUUUUAAAGUUGAUGGAACAUUUUCAAAAUGCAAAACAGCUGUAGGUUCUUUCAACAUAAAAGGAUCCUGGGAAACUCUUGUAUAA